AUGAUAAUCACGAAGUUAGUCUGGGUCGCCUUGCUGUCGGCUCUGGCUCUAGGGAGCAUCGACAGACAACGAAUAGUCUCCCAAUUCAACGUCGUUCGAACGGGCUUGAUUGACAAUGAGACUACGCCAUUGCAGGUCGGCAAUGGUAACUUUGCUUUCAAUGUCGACAACACGGGCUUGCAGACGUUCCUGCCCUUUAACACUCUGUCAAGUUGGGCAUGGCAUAACGAUUCGUUGCCCACGAAUGGCGAGAAGCUGAGCGACUACACCGGCGUGCCCCGACUGACCCACGGACGAAACGUCUCAUACGACAUCCCCGAUCCCAAUCUUCCCGCAGUAUCUCAAUGGCUCAUAGGCAACCCUAACCGCAUCAACCUGGGGCGUAUUGGUCUGAAGUACAAAGGAGCGACUCUUUCAGCGGAGAAAGUCACCGAUCCGAGGCAGGAGCUAGAGCUAUGGAGUGGAACCAUCACGUCUACAUUCAGAGUAGACGGCGAGACAGUGAAGGUGAUCACACAGGGCGACUUUGACACUGAUGCUGUAAUGUUCCAAAUUGAUUCGAAACUUGUGGCAGCAGGCGAUCUACAAGUUGAACUUGACUUCCCCUACCCGCCAAUCCACUCGACCAAGUACAAAUACGAGGUUUUCGCCGGAGUCUACGACUUCCCGCUGAACCACACCACUCGCAUUGUGAACAGCUGUGGAAGGCCUGACUUGGCACACAUCUACCACGAGCUACAAGAGACCAGCUACUAUGUCAAUCUGCGCUGGCCUUCUAACUCUUCACUCCACUUGUCGAGGGACGAGCCAGAAGGUUCUGAAAAGAUCACUGCCCAUCGAUACACCUUGGCGUCUAACAGCUCGGCGAGCUCGGUUCUCUUUACUGCGCACUUUUCGCCAGAUCGUCAAGAUCCCGACAUCCCCUCGACAGUGGAGGAGCGAAACGUAAUUGGUUGGCACGAGUAUUGGAGUGAGGGCGGCUUUGUUGACCUCACUCUUUCGUCGAACCCUAAUGCUACAGAGCUGCAAAGACGCAUUAUCUUAUCACAGUAUCACGUCCGCGUCAACAGCGCAGCUUCAGGACAGUCACCCCAGGAGAGUGGGCUGAUGAAUAAUGGGUGGUAUGGAAAGUUUCAUAUGGAAAUGGUUGUAUGGCACAAUGCGCAUUGGGUGACAUGGGGUCGGAAGAAGUACUUCGACAACAUCUUUCCACAGCUUUAUGAGACGCUUUUGCCCUCUUCUGUUGCGAGGGCUAAAGCCAUGGGAUGGGAAGGAGCCAGGUGGCCAAAAAUGACGGAGCUCGAGACUGGCGUUAGCUCGCCAGGUGGGAUUAAUGGCUUGCUACUUUGGCAGCAACCCCAUACUAUGUAUUUGGCAGAGUUAGCAUACCAGUCCUCGCCAACGGAUGAAACACUGAAGCGAUGGGACGAGGUGGUCACGGCUGCCGCUGACUACAUGGCGUCAUACGCAUGGUUCAACGAGACAUCAGGUCACUACGACCUGGGACCACCCUCGUACGGCGUGACAGAAAACACUCCUCCCGCAGAGACUCUCAAUUUGGCUUACGAGAUCGCAUACUGGAGAUACGGUAUCGACACAGCCCGAGAAUGGAAGAAAAGACUUGGCCAAAAUGUCCCGGAUAAAUGGACCACUGUCGCAGAGAAGCUCGCCACUCCGCCUCAGAUCGACGGGCUCUACGCCGUCUACGAAGGCCUCAACAGCUCUUGGUGGGAUGAUCCCGCUCUCAACGGCGACCCGCGCAGCCUCAUCAUGAUGCAGGGCGUGCUGCCGGACACGCCUGCUGUGGAUCCCGAGGUGGCUCUGAGAACGGCGGAUAAGGUGUGGGAAGUGUGGACAGACCAGAAGAUUCGAGGAUGGGGACGACCUGUGUUGGCGAUCAACUCUGCACGGAUCGGAAACCCGGAACGUGCUGUUUAUCACUUGACAGCGUACAGCUAUUGGACUUUCGAUGAUGCUGGAUUUGCUGUCCGCGGGGGAGACGGCGGCACACCUCCACCCUUUAUGCCGGGCAAUGCUGGCUUCCUGUAUGCUGUCGCGUACAUGGUUGCUGGAUGGCAGGGUUCCGAAGGCGAUGCGCCCGGCUUCCCCAAAGACGGCGGGUGGAUUGUGGAGCAUGAAGGGCUUCAGAAGGCACCUUGA
Molecule: messenger RNA, 2160 nt
Organism: Colletotrichum aenigma
Lineage: Eukaryota; Fungi; Ascomycota; Sordariomycetes; Glomerellales; Glomerellaceae
Exons: 11
Coding region: 1-2160 (719 amino acids)
Biological process (GO): carbohydrate metabolic process
Source: RefSeq, a predicted model, not a curated record